Messenger RNA from Cyclocybe aegerita, 2445 nucleotides. The record is from the annotation of a GenBank genome assembly. Lineage: Eukaryota; Fungi; Basidiomycota; Agaricomycetes; Agaricales; Hemipholiotaceae.
AUGUCGAAUCUCUUAUCCAUUCCCUUCAAGAAGACAUACUCUAUUGAUAUCAAGGAAGCGGCCCGUCAGUACAUCUCCGACCACGGAGGCGCGCAUCCUGAUGAAUUCAGGGAUGACAUAAAGUCCUGGCAGGAUCUCAGAAAGGAGGGUGUCGGUGGCGUUGUACACGAUGACCGAGCCAAAGCUGCUCUUCUGUAUCACGCUCAGCUCGUCUCAGUCCUGACCAAGUUGCCGACGGAUAUUCGUCUAGCCAUCUCAUAUGCUCCUGUAUUUCAGCCUUCCGCAAUUCCAAUCACCCUCAGCAAUUUGGUCUUUGAACGUGCCUGUGUGCUUUUCAAUCUCGCAGCUCUUUAUUCCCAACUCGCCGCCGCUGAAGAUCGGUCUAAAAGCGAUGGGAUUACACGUGCUGGGACCAAUUUUCGACGAGCCGCAGGGGUCCUGUCCUAUUUGCACUCUUCAGUGCUCCCAAAACUAAUCUACUCCCCGGAUGACGAAGAACGGCCAACAGAUUUAUCAAGCGACUUCAUCAAAGCCAUCGAAUGGCUUAUGUUGGCCCAGGCUCAAGAAUGUUCAUGGCAGCUGGCGAAAUUGAACCAGUACAGAAAUUCCUUGAUCGCCAAGAUAGCUGCCGGGACCAGCUACUUCUAUCGCACAGCCGUGAAUGCAGUCCGGGAUGCGAGGCCGUCCAUAAUAGGUCUUUUCCCAGCCGAUUGGAUACCCCAUAUAGAGGCGAAGGGACGCCACUUCGCUGCCGUCGCCGAAUAUCGUGAAAGCAUGGUGGAAUACGAGGCUAGUAGAUAUGGGUUUGAGCUCGGUCGCUUAGGCAAAGCCCAACGUGAGGCGAAGGCUGCGUAUGAUAUCGCACGGAGGGGAAAGAUCGCAGGUCCGGUUCUCCACGACGUUCAGGUUCGCCUUUCGCGCUCCCUUGAAUCGGUGUUUUUUCAAUUCCCCUUCCAGUCUCUCUUAGAGACAGUCAAGACGAGUGAAGUCAGGGCGCAGCGUGACAAUGACCUCAUUUAUCACCAGGAUGUCCCCUCUUCAUCGGCGCUUUCUGCCAUCGAGGAGACCAAGAUUGUUUCGCCAACUGUUCCUCUAGAGCUGUUAAGUCCGACGAAGGUUCUUGAAGAACUAGGUCGAAAUGCCCUCUUUAGUGGGCUGGUUGUAUGGGGUGCUCGGGAGGCCAUCAACAUCUACAAUGAUCGGAAACAAAAUCUCCUCGCCGAAAAGCUCGUCGAUGUUGCCCAGGAGAUGCACGACGAGGCAGAUGAAGAAUUACGGAAGUUAAACCUUCCGUCUUCGUUGGACGCCCUUGAACGGCCGAUCGGCUUGCCUCCUAGUUUACUUCGAAAGGCUGAGGAAGUCCGCUUGGAAGAUGGGCCUGCCAAAAUCGAAGCAUCUAUUGAAGAUGUUCAGCGACUUGCUCAUCAGGACUUGGCGAUUUUGGAAGAGGCAUUGGACAUCUUAGACAGCGAGGCAUCAGAAGAUGAGGCCGCAAGAAAGGAGACACCGCUCAAUCGUUUGAAGUCACACGAGGCAAACGUGGAACUCAUCGACAAAGCCAACCGUUAUCGCAGUAUUUUAACACAGGCUGGUGAGAGCGACGAGUCGGUACGCCAGAAAUGGGAUGAAUGGGAAGAAAGCAUUACAGAAUUGACUUUAGACGAGGCAACGCUUGAAGCAUCGGUCCCAUCAACGACAGUGUCAACUGCUGCACGAUCUACCCCGCAAGGGAAACUAACUCGACAACACGCCCGGGCUCUUAGAGUUAAAUUGGAGGAACUCGACAUCCUCCACCGCGAUUGUGACCAGCUGAUACACCGCGCACGUUCUCUUGUCGCCGCCGAUGACAUUCAACCUCGGAUAUUAAAAGCUUCGUCCGGCUUCGAGCGUCUGGCAGAAGUUACACCCGAGAUGUUUGAAGAUGUAUUAGACGAGGAACUGGCUAAAUUCGACAAAUAUUUAGUCGAAGUUGCCGAGCUCCGUAGGAAGCAGACCGAAAUCCUGGAAGACAUCCAGAAACGGAACAGGGAAUUCCUGGACUCGAGAAAGGAGGACCCGGUAGUUAAGGAUCGUGAACACGCCCUGCAAUCCCUGGAUCUCGCGUAUUUCAAGUAUCGGGAAAUUACACGAAAUCUCGACGAAGGAUUCAAGUUUUACAACGACCUCGCUGGAAUUCUUGUUCAAUUCAAAGAGGUGUGCAAGACCUGGAGCCUGCACAGGAAGCAUGAGAUCCACCUCCUUACCCGUUCCAUGCAAUCUGCCCCUUCGCGCGAAGGAGAUGAUCGACAGAACACACCUCAAAAGAAAGGACAGCCUCACCCGACCGCGCCUCCCUCGCGUAGACCACCGCCCGGAAGGUCGUCACUUGGUCUCCCAGCCCUUAACUCGAGUGAAUGGGAGUUUGAGGAGCUUAAGCUUCCACCUGGGCCCAGCAGCAGGAAGUGA